Mangifera indica (mango) is the source of this 3784-nucleotide messenger RNA. Its product is annotated as abscisic acid 8'-hydroxylase 4-like. NCBI's taxonomy places the organism in Eukaryota, Viridiplantae, Streptophyta, Magnoliopsida, Sapindales, Anacardiaceae. Gene Ontology annotation, molecular function: heme binding; (+)-abscisic acid 8'-hydroxylase activity; iron ion binding. The transcript is spliced from 9 exons. Gene Ontology annotation, biological process: sterol metabolic process. The coding region runs from base 2171 to 3616 and encodes 481 amino acids. The record is from RefSeq and is a predicted model, not a curated record.
AUUAUAUGAUUAAUAGAAAUAUGCCGUUGUUUUUGAUGGGAUAUGGAAAGGGCUGGAAUGCCAUAUAUAUAGGGAAAUAUGCGCGUGGGAGACCUGCUUAUCAUUAUCGGGAUCUGGAAGGGGAUCUGGAAGGACAUCCUUAUCUAAUUAAACAUUUAUUCAAUGUGUAGAUUGAUUAGAUGUCUAAUCGGCAUUUUAUAAAGAUGCACCUUUUGCACCCAUCUUUGUCACAAAAAGUAGGCGAUAUUUUUGGGAAAAGUUGAUUUUCCGGUUAUUAGUUGUAACUGGUAUUAGCUCUAACUGGUAUUGAUGGUUAUCCGUGACAGAGGGAGACGGUCAACUGCCAGCCGAACAUGAAAAUGAUAAAUAAAAAUAAAAUUUAAAGAAAAAAUAUAAUAAAUAUUUAAUUUUUUAAAUAUUAUUAAUUAAACGGAAUUUUUACCCUUGUGAAUUUUAAUGGAAAAGUUAAUUUGGGAUUGGGUGGCUGGGUCGGAAUACGUCCUUCGGCCUUAAACAUGGUGGUUGCUUGAGGUAGCACGAGAGGACUGGAUUGGCUGCGUCUAUGGAGGCGUGUAAGAGGAAUGGUUCUUGAUGGUGACUACUAGAUAUUACACCCCACAAGCCCACAAAUGAAGUGUUUCUAAGUCAAAAAUAUUCACUUGCAUUAGUAAAAGCUGAUGGAUAUAUUUUCUUCUGGUUAUGUUUGUUCUGACAGAAAAGAAUUUUAGGGUUUCAGAAAGAAUGUAGUGUUGAAUUAAGGAAGAGAGAGAGAGAGGAAGAGGAAGAGGAAGAGGGAGAGGGAGAGGGAUGGGUCAGUGGCGUACAGCAGUGGCAUUUCUUAAACGCAUCUCUCGUGAAGAUCUAUUGAAAGAUUCAAUCUCACCUGCUGGACCUGUACAAGGUAUAGCUUAUAUAAAAGGUCCAAAUCAAUGUUCUCAAUGAAGAAUCAAGAAGAAGGGAGAAAAUGUAAUGAUCUGGGUGCUUGUUGUUGGCCCAUGCUGAUUCUAAAUUUCUUACACAAUAUAUCGACCUGCAAAAGAUUGAAUUGGGGUUGACAGAUUUGCCAUUUCACAAGCUAAAACUGAAUGUAGAAGUUAAAAGUUUCAAAUUUCCAAGGCAAACUAUACAGUGAUGGUUCAUUAUAGCUACCCUCAUAGGUAUCCAAUGCAGUAUUGUUAACCAAGACAUUUCACAUUUUGGCUAUGCAAAAUGUAAAUCCAAGUCAUUUAGCAGAAAGGAAUGGCAAGUAGCUUAUGAUUUUCUGUGUAAAAUGGCAGACAAUAAUGUUCAAAAUGUGACAAGCAACCAAUACUUAGAUAUAAAUUUGAAGUACAUGACAGAAUGUACGUACGACAGGAAGCAUUCAUUUCUAUACACUUUAAAGAGAAAAGGAAGCAUGCUUCAGGAACAGCAAUGGCAGAAAGGGGGUUCUGGAAUUGACUAAUUGCUUUACAUCUUAGUAGUAGAUAACAUGUGAGGUGGACAUAGGACUAAAAACUUCAAAAGAAAAUUAAGCGCAACUUCUGCAUCACAAAUGGCAAAUCUUCCUUCAAAAUCACAUCUCUCUGUAUUCUCUUCUGCUUUUUUUGGGCUCUAUGUAAACAUCGUAAGCCCUUUAUCACUCUUUGUUAGGAUUUUAAGUACAAGGUAUAAGAUUUAUAUCCCAUAUUAAAAAGAAUGAGCAACUAGUGUGGAGUUUAUAUGACUUUGGACUCUCCCAUCUCAAACAUCUCAAUAGCUAGCUUUUGAGAUGUGGUUCUCUUAAGGUUCGUAUAAUUUGGUAUCAGAGUCAUCCCCAUGUCUCCCAGUUACAAUCGUGUGGUGCAGGUGAUGACGCCGACAUUACAGUGUUUACCUGGGACUAGCAGGGAGCUAGCGUAUAGUCAAUCCGUGUGGGCGCUGGGGCUACGGAGUGUGGUGGUUAGAAUCCCAAGUACAAAGUAUGAGAUUUGAAUCCCACAUUAGUGUGACGUUUAUAUGACUUUGGGUUCUCCCAUCUCAAUAACUAGCUUUUGAGAUGUGAUUCUCCUAAGGUUCGUAUCACUCUCCUUCACUGUAUCAUUCUCUUGAUAUCCAUAUCUAAAUAUUGCUAGCUUUUAUAUAUAUAUAUAGAUAUUGUGUCUAGUUUUCAUUACUUCAUUGCAACUAGUGCUAGCUGCUACAUUUGGACAUGGAGACUGUUGCCGUUAUCAUUUGCAUUUUCCUCUUUCUCUCAACUCUUCUCUCGUAUUAUACCUUCCUGAGGAAGAGAAGAAGAGAAGCUAAACAAGCCCCCGAGCUUCCUCCAGGCUCAAUGGGAUGGCCUUACAUUGGGGAAACUCUCCAAAUGUAUUCCCAGGACCCAAAUGUCUUCUUCGCCACAAAAGAAAAAAGAUAUGGCAAGAUAUUUAAAUCAAGCAUACUUGGCUACCCUACUGUUAUGUUAGCAAGUCCUGAAGCCGCAAAAUUUGUGCUUGUGACACAUGCUCACUUGUUCAAGCCAACUUAUCCGAGAGGCAAAGAGAAGAUGAUCGGCCCUUCAGCUCUAUUCUUUCAGCAGGGACGCUACCACACUCACCUGAGGAAGCUUGUUCAAACUUCAUUAGCCCCUGAAACCAUUAAGAAACUGAUUCCUGAUAUAGAAGCCAUAGCCAUUUCUAGCUUGAACUCAUGGGCAGCUGAUAACAAUGGACAAAUCAUCAACACUUACAACGAGAUGAAGAAGUUCUCUUUUGAUGUUGGGAUUCUGUCCAUCUUUGGUCAUUUGGAUGGCAGCCAUAGAGAGAACCUGAAGAAGAACUAUAAUACGGUGAACAAAGGCUACAAUUCUUUUCCCACAAACAUUCCAGGAACUGCUUAUCGCAAAGCUCUCUUGGCAAGGAAGAGGCUGAGUAAGAUUGUGAGUGAGAUAAUCAGUGAAAGAAAGGAGAAAAGUAUGUUAGAGAAGGAUCUUUUGGGUCAUCUUUUGAGCUUCAAAGAUGGAAAGGGCCAAGUUCUAACAGAGGAUCAAAUUGCUGAUAACAUCAUUGGAGUACUAUUUGCAGCUCAGGAUACUACAGCUAGUGUUUUAACAUGGAUUCUUAAGUACCUUCAGGAUAACCAAAAACUUAUGGAAGAUGUGAAGGCAGAGCAAAAGGCAAUAUACAAAUCAAAUACUGCAGGAGGAAAGAAAUCUUUAACAAGGGAAGAUACCAAGAAUAUGCCACUCACAUAUAGAUUGAUAUUGGAAAGUCUGAGGAUGGCAAGCAUAAUAUCUUUUACAUUCAGGGAAGCAGUAGUUGAUGUAGAAUACAAAGGGUACCUCAUCCCAAAGGGUUGGAAAGUUAUGCCACUGUUCAGGAACAUCCAUCACAAUCCAGAAUUCUUUUCAAACCCUAAAAAAUUUGACCCAUCAAGAUUUGAGGUAGCCCCAAAGCCGAGUAGUUUCAUGCCUUUUGGCAAUGGAGCGCACGCCUGCCCUGGCAAUGAACUUGCCAAACUGGAAAUGCUCAUUUUAAUCCACCAUCUUUUCAUCAACUUCAGGUGGGAAGUGGUGAGUUCUCAAAGUGGGAUUCAGUAUGUCCCUUUCCCAGUUCCUCAACAAGGGCUUCCAGCCAGAUUUUGGAAAGAAUCAAACUCAUCAACCUCUUCCAAAUGAGAUUUAUUUUCAGUUUUCUAACUAAACUCUACUAUUGUAAUUGUAGCUUUAAUUCAACUAGCAGUGUAAUAAUGAAGGACUAUUGGGAAACUUUCAUUUUCCCAGAUGUAAUUUUUGUAAGUUCGAUUUUGAUUAAGGACUGAAUAAAGGCAUGAUCGAGGGAAUGGA